Molecule: messenger RNA, 1356 nt
Organism: Glossina fuscipes
Lineage: Eukaryota; Metazoa; Arthropoda; Insecta; Diptera; Glossinidae
Product: opsin Rh3
Exons: 4
Coding region: 66-1211 (381 amino acids)
Biological process (GO): visual perception; G protein-coupled receptor signaling pathway
Cellular component (GO): membrane
Molecular function (GO): G protein-coupled receptor activity
Source: RefSeq, a predicted model, not a curated record
AUUGACCGUCAAAGUCGUUAAUAUAUUUAAAAGAAAAUAAUUCAAUAAUUAUAUUAACAAAAAUCAUGAAUAUAUCAAUGAAACUAUACAAAAAUGUUUCGACUGCACUAAGACCGGAAGCGCGGCUGGGAUCUGAAAGUCGUUUAUUAGGUUGGAAUGUACCACCGGAGGAAAUACAUCAUAUACCCGAACAUUGGCUGCAAUAUGAGGAACCACAAGCUUCUCUACAUUAUUUACUGGCCAUGCUUUAUAUUUUCUUUACCAUUAUGUCUUUACUGGGUAACGGUUUAGUUAUUUGGGUAUUUACAGCAGCCAAAUCGCUACGCACUCCCUCGAAUAUAUUGGUUAUAAAUUUGGCCAUUUGUGAUUUCUUUAUGAUGUUUAAAACGCCGGUAUUCAUUUACAACAGUUUUAUGCGCGGCUACGCUCUCGGCAAUUUGGGUUGUCAAAUUUAUGGCAUAAUAGGCUCUUAUACAGGCAUUGGGGCAUCAGCAACCAAUGCUUUUAUCGCCUACGAUCGCUACAAUGUUAUAACGCGUCCCUUAGAAGGCAAGAUGACUCAAGGUAAAGCCUUGCUAAUGGUGAUUUUCAUUUAUUUAUACGCUACGCCUUUUGUGGUCGCCUGUGUCACGGAAAGUUGGGGUCGAUUUGUACCAGAGGGUUACCUGACAUCCUGCACUUUCGAUUAUUUAACUGACAACUUUGAUACACGGCUCUUUGUAGGCACGAUAUUUUUCUUCAGUUUCGUCUGCCCUACUACAAUGAUUAUAUACUACUACAGUCAAAUAGUCGGACAUGUCUUUAGCCAUGAGAAAGCCCUUCGUGAUCAGGCAAAGAAAAUGAAUGUUGAAUCAUUACGAUCUAAUGUAGAUAAGAGCAAGGAUACUGCAGAAAUACGCAUUGCCAAAGCAGCCAUUACAAUUUGUUUUUUAUUUUUCGUUUCGUGGACUCCGUACGGUGUAAUGUCAUUAAUUGGAGCAUUUGGAGAUAAGAGUCUCUUAACACCUGGCGUCACAAUGAUACCAGCAUGUACAUGUAAAAUGGUUGCUUGCGUCGAUCCAUUUGUAUAUGCUAUAAGUCAUCCAAAAUACCGUUUAGAAUUACAAAAGCGUUGCCCGUGGUUGGCGAUUAACGAAAAAUCUGGAGAAGCUUCGACAACAGCUUCGACCACAACACAAGAACAAAGUCAACAACAGACAACAGCAGCUUAAUAAAUGUAUUUUUUACUAUUAGUGUAAUGAAUAAUUUUAAUAAUAGUAAGUAAGUGUUAUAAUGUAUAUAAGACGGCAUUCGUUGAUGACUAAAUCUUGUACCCGGACUAUGAUAUUAAACGCCCUCACGAAUUUGAUCAAAAUA